Molecule: messenger RNA, 1170 nt
Organism: Balearica regulorum gibbericeps (East African grey crowned-crane)
Lineage: Eukaryota; Metazoa; Chordata; Aves; Gruiformes; Gruidae
Source: RefSeq, a predicted model, not a curated record
AUGUCUUCCCAGUGCAAGCUGUCCUGCCUGCCCCCUUCUGCCUGCACUGAGGAGACUGCACACACUGACACUUGCCCAUCACUUUGUGCCGUGGUGGACCUGGAUGUCUGCCCUGUGCAGGACAUGCACCCCUGUCCUGAGAAGACUUUCCAGGUGGAUCCCUGCACGUGUCAGGGUGCUGCCACCUGCCUGGAUGCUUGCUCUCAGGUUGGGGUCACCUGCCCACCUCCUGCUGUCCCUGUGCCCGGGGAUGCCUGCUGCCCUGAGCACACAGCUGCCUGGGACUCCUGUGCACCUCCAUGUGUGGGUGCCUGUGUGUGUGCAGCAGCAAUCCCCUGUGAUCCCCCUCAAAGCAAGGGAGGGACCAGCUUCCAAUUCCAGCCCACAGGCUCACCAGUGGAGCCUUGUACCCCUGAGGCAGCUGGGACAUGUGUGGAAACCUUCCCCUUCCAGCAUGCAAUCUCGCCAGUGGAUCCCUGCAUCCCUGAGACAGCUGGGACCCACGUGGAAACCUUUCCCGUGAAGUACCCAACCUCAGCAAUGGAUCCCUGCACCCUUGAGACAGAAGAGACCUGUGUGAAGACCUUCCCCCUCCAGCACACAAUCCCAACGGUGGAGCUCUGCCCCAUUGACACAGCUGGGACAUGCAUGGAGACCUCCCCCCUCCAGCAAGCAAUCUCACCAGUGGAGCCUUGCAUCCCUGAGACAGUUGGGACCUGCAUGGAAAACAUCUCCUUGCAGCACCCGGUCUCACUUACGGAGCCCUGCACCCUUGAGGUGCUUGAGGCCUGCAGGGAGGAGCCCUGCUGUGCUCAGGGUGUGAUCAUUGGUGAUCCCUGCCCCAACCAGUGCUUGGCUACGUGCGUGGAUCCCUGCACAUCCAAAAGCGUGAUUUGCACGGAGCCGUGCGUGUCCCAGAGUGCUGCAGAACCCACGGGGACAUGCACACCCCAGAGCACCGUGGAGCUAUGCACAUCCCAGGACACCAUGGAGCUCUGCACACCCCAGGACACCGCAGGAUCUGCGGACACCAGCUCUACCAAGGGCAUAGCCAAGGGUACCAACGCCCGCCCAUCCCCACGAGCACCUUUCCGCCUGAACACCCACACCGCUGCCAUUGUGGAGCGGUGUCUUUCCAGGUGUCAAAACUGGCUGCGAGGCAAGAAAUAA